AGAAGACCCAAUUAGUGGCAGGUGAGCUGCUUACCGGGUAGCAUGCAGUGUUUGACCGUCAUGGUUAUCUUAGUCAUCGUCUCUUGUGCAGUAGCUUUAAGCCUUUAUUCUGCAAGUUCAGGGGAGAUGUAAGUGUGGAUUAAUCGGCUGAGCCUAUGAUGUAUUAUAAACCUUACUGGUGUCAAUGCAAGGAGAUUGGACUUCCUUCAUGAUCCAUCCUGCACGAGGAGGACGCGUCAACUGAGUCCAGUACUGGCAGGGGUACGGUCGGGUGUCUGAGUGGAUGAGGAGGUGAGUGGACAGAGUAGACGAUCGCUUGAACACUUUCCCACACACCUUGCAGCCGAAGCUCCGGUCCUGAGGAAGACGACGAACACACAGAGACAUGAGGAGGAACCCAAGUAACUCCAGGAGCUCCAAAUGAGGCCUGGCUUUUAAAUCUAAACGCUCUCACGGUGCGCUGUACCUUAACUCGAGCGUAGCCGCUGAGCAUCCUGAAUCCAAAGGGCAUGUGAGGGAGGUCUGUGGCGUUGGGCGAUCGUACCAACGGGAGGGACAGGCUGCUGUGAAAAGAUCUGAUGACUGUCCGAGGACCAAGGGGAGGUCAGGAGAGGAGCGCCUCUCGUCUCCACAGUGGGAAUGUCUGAAAAUGCCAGGGAUCCUCCGUGUGGACGCUGUGAGACUGGACUGCCCUCCCCUCCCACGGUUGGCUGCUGACACUGCGGAUCUGGGAGCGACGUCUGAAGCGGUCCUUGGACGAGCCGAGAAGAUGAGCCUUCUUGCUCCUGACGAGGAACGACCGAGGCAUCGCAGAGCUGUGACUGCAGAUAAAAACUCCUGCAGGAGUUUAAGAAGCUCGGCUCUGAGGGAGUUAAAGGGUUGCACUGAGCCUCACUCGGUGGGUCUUGCCCGGGUCCUCGUGCUGAAUCAGAUUUUUCAGCCACACAUCCUCGGCUGCCAUGGAAACCCAUGAAAAGCUGUGUGUCGGCCAGCCGAGGAGGAGUUUGUUGUAAGUUUUUCUGAGUUUUUCACGGCAGAACCAGACAGCUCCGGUAUGAAGCCUGUGUGGGGCGGCUGUGAGCGGAUCAGAAGAGGGAGAGAGAGAAGGACCAGAGAACAAGUUGUUUAGCAGGAGCUCAGCAUGUUCUCCCUGUCCGAGCUGGUUCCUCUGAACCAGCAUCAGAGCAGGUCUAAACUCCUGAAGCCCUGGUGGGAGGUCUUCAUGGACUACCUGGUGGUCCUGAUGCUGAUGGCGUCCGUCCUGGCCUGCACUGAGCAGCUGUCUAGAGACCGGGUGGUGUGCAUCCCUUUGGAUCCUGUUUUUACUGUGAACACCAGCCAUCAAAGUCCAGGUCCUGGUGGAGACGAGGCGCUGACUCCGCCCUCAAAGCCUCCAACUCACUCUCCACACAACAUCAGCCCAGAUGUUCCUCCAUCCAGAGGACGGAAGACUCACCUGGUGUACCAGCAGUACAUUUACAUCAGCCAGGUUUGUUACCAUGAAGCUCUUCCUGUCUGCUCCCGCUUCUUCCCCUACAUGGCCCUCCUGCAGACUCUGGUCCUCGUAGCCAGCGGCUCCUUCUGGCUUCACUUCCCUCACACCUCCGCGCGCAUCGAGCACUUCCUGGCCAUCUUGGCAAAGUGCUGCGAAUCCCCGUGGACGUCUCAGGCGCUGUCCCACGCCGCCCAGCAGGAGAACCUGCCGGACGAGAGAGGACCGCUUCGACGAGCUCCGUCUUUGAGCUCGACCCCGGUGAUCUACAGACGACAACCGAGCACCGACUCCGGCACGGAGAGUCCGCUCUUAAAGAGGUCCGACAGCGGCUCCUCUGCUGCUCCUCCCUCCCCGUGUCCCUCCAACCUCUCCUGUAACUCCAUCAUGUCGUCUACGUCUCACAGCUCUCAGGUGAACUCUGUGAAACCUUCAGUCAUGGACAGUCCCAGGCAGGUCCUGAGUCUGGAUAAGAGUGACGGGGAGCAGGCGAGGGCGCUGUUUGAACGGGUCCGGAAGUUUAGAUCUCACUGUGAGAUCUCAGACGUCAUCUACAAGGUCUACUCGGCUCAGACGAUAUUCAAGCUGCUGAUGGUGACUCUGAUCGUGGGUUACACCAUCCCUCUCCUCGGAUCCUUCUCCUUCACUCACACCUGUCGCCCGGAGGAGACGGCCUUGGUGGGCUACGAUACCUUCGAGUGCAUCCACGUGAUUUCCUCUCUCAUGCGCAAACUGCUGGUGGCUUACCUGACCCUGCUGGGGCUGUACGGCCUGCUCAACGUCUACACCCUCAGCUGGAUUUUACACAGCUCUCUGCGUCAGUACUCCUUCCACUCCCUGAAGGAUCUGUGCUCCCUCAGAGACGUCCCCGACCUGAGGAACGACCUGGCCUUUCUGCUGCACAUGUUAGACCAGUACGACCCCCUGCUGGCCCAGCGCCUGUCCGUGUUUCUGUCCCCCGUCAGCGAGAGCCGGCUGAUGGAGGAGAGCCUGGAGAGGCGCUGGGGGGAGGAGAAGCUGCGCGCGAUGAUCAGUGUGGAUGCAGACGGCUGCUCCAGGCUGCAGCUGGUGGCUCUGCCUCGCCUCCCCCCGGCCCUCUUCACCCUGAGCCAGCUGCAGGUCCUCAAACUGGAGCUCAUCGCGGACGCCAGGUUCACCGCACAGGUGGCAAACAUGGCGGCACUCAGGGAGCUCCAUCUCUAUCACUGCAUGGCCGCCGUGGACCCCAGUGCCCUCGGAGUCCUCAAGGAACGUCUGGAAGUCCUCCACCUCACCUUCACUCAGGCCUCAGAGAUCCCCAGCUGGGUCCUCUCCCUCCGCAGCCUGCACGAGCUCCACCUCUGUGGUCGUCUGAGCAGUGACGGUGGAGUCGGCCGCAGCUGGUCGUUGGGGAGCCUCCGUCUGUUACGCCACCUUCGUUUGCUGGUGAUCCGGGGCCGGUUGCAGAGGAUCCCCGGGGAGCUGUGUGAGGUUGCGGGCAGCUUAGUGAGACUGGAGAUCCACAACGAGGGCACCAGGCUGCUUGUUCUCACAGGUCUGAAGAGGAUGGUGGACCUGACGGAGCUGCUGCUGCAGGACUGCCAGCUGGAGCGUUUGCCCUCCGCCCUGCUGGCUCUCACCAACCUGCGGACGCUCGACCUGCAGCACAACAACCUGAGGACUCUGGAGGAGCUGCUCACUCUGGCUCAUCUGAGACGCCUCUCCUCUCUCAGACUCGCCUACAACCGUGUUCUGGUUCUGCCGAACAGCGUCGGGGUGCUCCGAGGCUUGGAGCUCCUGGAUCUGUCAAACAACCAGCUUCGGGGUCUCCCUCCAGCUCUCUUCUCGCUCCGUCACCUUCGCAGACUCCUGCUGGCUGGAAACCUUCUGGAGGAGCUGCCUGCAGCGGUGAAAGCUCUGCAGCUGCUGACAGAGCUGGACCUCAGCGGGAACCGGUUAGAGAACCUCCCCUCUGAGCUGUUCAGGAACUGUUUGGAGCUGCGCACCCUGAACGUGGCACGAAACUCCCUGAGCUCUCUGCCCAGUGGGAUCGCAGCUCUGAGCCACCUGAGCAGGUUGGACCUGCGCAGUAACAGUCUGGAGGAGCUGCCGGCUGAGCUGGGCUGCUGCUCGGGCCUGCACGGAGGAGGGCUCCUGGUGGAGGAGUGGCUGUUUCUCUCUCUGCCCCCCCAAGUCAGGGACUUCUUGAGCCACUCUUUUACCUUCACUGGGAAACGCUCAGAGGAUCACACCCGUCCAGAGUCGGACAGUUUCCCAUACUUCUCUCCGACGCUGUGGAGUUUCUCCUCUGCUCUGGAAUCACAGAUUUAACUGCAUCCAUGAGGUGUGGAAAGCAUUGAAAAAACAAGUUCCUGAGUCAGAAAAACAACUCAGAAACUCAGGAAUUAAACAACUUUAUGACCCAAAACAAGACUAGGUUUCCUUAAACACUAAUAUAAGUACAGCUUACAUUCUGAGCUUGAAGUUAUUGAAGUUUCUCUGAGUUUCUAAACUGGAAUUAAGGUCCUGACUUUACAACUUGACGUCAUAUUUGUCAUCAACAUGAAGAUUUGAUCAUGUUCAACUUUUUAUUAAUUGCAGAUUAAUUUUUUGAUCCAAUAUAAUUUGUAACAUGAUACUACCAUUAUUUCUUGUCCUCACAGAGUGACCUAGAUUAGCUAAAAAGUUAUUUUUAACAUUUAUAAGGUAAUAUUUUAAUAUUUAUAAACAUUCCUCCUUGAUCAAAAAGUCUCAGGUAAUGUUAAACCUGACUUUCUGAAAUGAAACCACGUGAACAAAAUCAGAAACUGGGAUUAUCCAAGGUGCUCAUGAAUGCAGCAUAAGACUAACGGCCAGCACUUUCCUAACACUGAGAGUUUAUCUUAUCAAGGUGCUUUUGCAUGCUGAUUUUUUUUAUACAUAUUUUUUAUAACACUUUAUUUGAUGUAAAGAAAUGUUCAGACUCCUUUUUUGUGGGUCUAAAACCACUGUAGUUGCUGCAUUUAAAUUUUAACCCACAAAGAACGUAUGCAGAUGAAUGUAUCCACAUGAAAAUAAGUAUGAACAAACUGCUGGCGUGAAAAAUGAAAUGAUACAAAAUGCUAAAUAAUCUGAGCAGUAAAUGAUGGUAAAAUGUAAAUAUCUAAUAUUUUUUAUUAUUAUAAAAUAUAUCUUUAACAGGAGGGUGGUAAAAUGAUAGUAGUCUUAGAUGUAUUAAUUCUGCAGGACUGUCUGUGCAGAUGACAUAUAGAAAAGAUCCUGUGUUUUUUAAAGAGCAAAAUAUUUACAGAGAUAUUAACAAUGUAAUUAUGAGAAUAUAUUACUUGUGUUCAUGCAUUUUAAUAUCAAGAAUAUCAAUGUUUUUUUACAAGCAGUUUAAAUCUCUAACUGUGACAACAACACAGAAUAAAAAUGAUUAUUUUACA
This is a messenger RNA of Notolabrus celidotus (New Zealand spotty), 4896 nucleotides long. Its product is annotated as volume-regulated anion channel subunit LRRC8D. The record is from RefSeq and is a predicted model, not a curated record. Bases 1142 to 3802 code for a protein of 886 amino acids. The transcript is spliced from 11 exons. Lineage: Eukaryota; Metazoa; Chordata; Actinopteri; Labriformes; Labridae. Gene Ontology annotation, molecular function: protein binding.